AUGGCGUCGUUACAGAAGUUCUUCCGACCGUAUCCCGCUGCGUUGUUGGUGCUGGUUGUGUCGGCGAGCCUUGUCAUCGGCAUCGGUGAGGUAACGGAGUCACCACCGGCAAAAAGCUCGUCAAUGCCACCGGUGGUAAUGCCGCCCGAGUACAACGAAAACAAGUUUCUUAAAUAUCUGUUCAACAAGUACGGCAGCAAGGGAGUGAUCUCGUUCGAGGGUUUGGAGCAUCUGAUGCACAGCCUCGGACUCGGCGGGCUAUAUUUUACCGGUUCGCACACGCUGAAGGAGCAUCGCCCUGACGGGUACGAUUUCAGGGACUAUGAUAUAUACGAUGGCGUGAGUCAACCACACGAGCAUAGUGAUGAUCACCACCAUCAUCACGAUGACGAUGAUGCUUCCACACCGGAACCGCCGGUGAUAACGUACGCAAACACUAAAGUGAGCAAUGGCGAUCAACGGCCCCAAUCCGAACAUCAGCAUCCGUUAGCGGACGAGCAUCAUCAUAAUCAUGCGACGCUACCACAGGGACCACACGAAGGACAGGUGCUCACAACAGAUGCUUCCUCAUCGACCACAGCAAACAGUGACCGGUCCUCGGCGGCAAACAGUACCGAUAGUGUUCCGCGGUCGGUUACCACGGUAGGACAGGACCGAAAGAUGACCGACGAAGAAAAUGAUCACGUGUGGCAGGAACUUAUCUUCAAAGACAUGCACGAUCCGAGACAUCGCCAUCCACGGAACAAAAACGUGCCAUUCUGCUUAUCACCGAUGUCCAUCGUUCACCUGGUGAUGGAGGAGCCACUUCUUGCCCGGCAUCACAAUUUCCGCAAGGCAAGAUCUCUACCCCACAACCAUGCCCAUGGCUCACCACUGUCCGAGGAUGAUGUUGAAGCCGAUUCUCGUAUCGAAAUAACACCGUCCGAGUUUAAGGAUCUCUGUCCUGCAUUCUUGGUGCAGCUGGAUCAGCGGGCCUGUUCCCAGAAGCUUCAAAAGGAGGGCAGCCCCCAUCGGGAGAAGAAAACGUUUUCGCAAGCAUGGAUCUACGCGACCGCCUGUGUACUGAUCAUUUCGCUGUGUGGUUUGGUCGGAGUUGCAAUGGUCCCACUCGCUAAAUCGAUCGCGUACGACGAUAUAUUGCGAUUCCUAAUCGCCCUGGGCGUUGGUACGCUUUGUGGGGAUGCACUGAUGCAUCUGCUGCCCCAUGCACUACUCCCACAUGAUGAUGGGGGCGAGCAUCAUCACGAUGCGCACGAUGUCGAGAUCGAUCACCACGGGCACGAUCAUUCGGCGGAAACGCGUGCCAUGUGGUUGUGUCUGUGUGCCUUCGGUACCGCGUUCUUCAUGUAUAGUUUAGAGAUGAUAUUACCACUGUUUCGGGACGGGGAUGCUCAUUCACACCAUGGACACUCGCAUACACACGCGCCCAGUUCGAAUCGCGUUGAGCCGCGAUCGACACAGUCUCCGACCAGCAAUAAUCACCAUACCCAUCGCGGGGAUGACAUCGAGCUGGAUAUGACGGACGGUGUGAAGGACAAGGAAGCCAAAACGAUGCUACAGAAGAAGACUGUUCGCAAACCGAUGGCAGCGGUAGCGUUUAUGGUAAUAUUGGGCGAUGGGCUUCACAACAUCACGGACGGUUUGGCGAUCGGGGCAGCAUUUGCGGUGGAUCCUGUCACGGGACUGGCUACCUCAUUCGCUAUCCUUUGUCACGAGCUGCCCCAUGAGCUGGGUGAUUUUGCACUGCUGCUCCAAACCGGUGUCAGUAUUAGGAGGGCAAUAUUCCUCAACAUCGUAUCUUCCGUUCUCAGCUUCGUGGGCAUGGCCCUCGGACUGCUGUUGACGGGACUUCACGAAUCGGUCGUCAGCUGGAUCUAUGCAGGAACGGCUGGCACAUUCCUGUACAUAGCACUGUCCGAUCUGGUGCCGGAGAUGCGUAACGAUGUCGCUAAAAGCGAGCAAAAAUUGAAGGUGAUUCUGAUCCAGCUGGUCGGGCUAGCGUUGGGAGCUAUCAUUAUGCUGUUGAUCGCGUUGAACGAGAAAGAUCUGCAGGCGCUGUUUAACUAGUGUGAGCGCCGUAGGUUUAGAUUCAGUAUUGUAAAUAAUGUUAGAAAAAACUAGGUUAUAC
Messenger RNA from Anopheles maculipalpis, 2128 nucleotides. RefSeq names its product zinc transporter ZIP10 (gene Zip71B). The transcript is spliced from 5 exons. Bases 1 to 2067 code for a protein of 688 amino acids. Gene Ontology annotation, molecular function: zinc ion transmembrane transporter activity. Gene Ontology annotation, cellular component: membrane. Gene Ontology annotation, biological process: zinc ion import across plasma membrane; intracellular zinc ion homeostasis. Lineage: Eukaryota; Metazoa; Arthropoda; Insecta; Diptera; Culicidae. The record is from RefSeq and is a predicted model, not a curated record.